AUGUGGGAGGCUCGGUUCUCGGUCUGGCUGCUUCUGCAACUGCUGUGGGCAGCUGCAGUGGAGGCUCCAGACCCUGGGGCAGAGGUCCCAGAGGUGUGGGCCCAGGAGGGGGCUCCUGCCCAGCUCCCCUGCAGCCCCACAAUCCCCCUCCAGGAUCUCAGCCUUCUGCGAACAAGACAAGUCACUUGGCAGCAUCUACCAGACAGUGAGCCCGCGGCGCUCUCCCCCCAGGGCCCGGGGCCCCGCCGCUACACGGUGCUUAGGCUGGCUCCCGGAGGCCUGCGCGUCGGGAGGCCGCCCCUGCAGCCCCGCGUGCAGCUGGAUGAGCGCGGCCUCCAGCGCGGGGACUUCUCGCUGUGGCUGCGCCCGGCCCGACGCGCCGACGCCGGCGAGUACCAUGCCGCUGUGCGCCUCGGAGACCGCGCUCUCGCCUGCCGCCUCCGUCUGCGCGUGGGCCAGGCGGCGGUGACUGCCAGCCCCCUCGGGUCUCUGUGGACCUCCAGUUCCGUCAUUCUGAACUGUUCCUUCAGCCGCCCUGAUCUCCCAGCCUCUGUGCACUGGUUCCGGGACCCAGGCAGAGUCCCCGUUCAGGAGUCCCCCCAUCACCUCUUAGCGGGAAACUUCCUCUUCCUGCCCCAUGUCAGCCCCUUGGACUCUGGGACCUGGGGCUGCACCCUCACCUACAGAGAUGGCUUCAAUGUCUCCACCACGUACAGCCUCACUGUUCUGGGCCUGGAGCCCCCAGUCCCUCUGACAGUAACAUACGCUGGAGCGGGUUCCAGGGUGGAGCUGCCCUGCCACCUGCCUCCGGGUGUGGACACCCAGUCUUCCCUCACUGCCACGUGGGCCCCUCCUGGGGGAGGCCCCGACCUCCUGGUGGCUGGAGACCAUGGCAACUUUACCCUUCUACUAGAGGCUGUGGGCCAGGCCCAGGCUGGGACCUACACCUGCGGCGCCCACCUGCAGGGGCAGCAGCUCAGUGCCACUGUCACUUUGGCAGUCAUCACAGUGACUCCCAAAUCCCAUGGAUUACCUGGCAACCUGAGAAAACUGCUUUGUGAGGUGACUCCGGCAUCUGGACAAGAACACUUUGUGUGGAGCCCCCUGGACGAGCGGUCUCGCAGGACCUCCGCAGGCCCCUGGCUGCUGAUGCCGGAGGCCAGGCUCCUGUCUCAGCCCUGGCAGUGCCGUCUGUACCAGGGGCAGAGGCUUCUCGGGACCGCGGUGUAUCUCACCGAGCUGUCCCGCCCAGGUGCCCAGUAUUCCGGGAGAGCCCUGGGGGCCCGGAAGACAGGCCACCUCCUGCUCCUCAUCCUUGGGAUCCUCUUCCUCCUCGUGUUGGUGACUGGAGCCUUUAGCUUUCACCUUUGGAGAAGAUGGUGGCGACCAAGAAGAUUCUCUGCCUUAGAGCAUGGGACUCACCCACCUCAGCCUCAGAGCAAGAUAGAGGAUCCGGAGCCGCAGCCGCAGCUGAAGCAGCCCUGA
This is a messenger RNA of Mesoplodon densirostris (Blainville's beaked whale), 1485 nucleotides long. RefSeq names its product lymphocyte activating 3 (gene LAG3). Gene Ontology annotation, molecular function: MHC class II protein binding; transmembrane signaling receptor activity. NCBI's taxonomy places the organism in Eukaryota, Metazoa, Chordata, Mammalia, Artiodactyla, Ziphiidae. The record is from RefSeq and is a predicted model, not a curated record.